AGACGAAACAUUUCCUUUAGUGUUGUGGGCAGGAAAGCAAUUGCAAUGAAAAUCAGUAUUGCUGUAGUUUUUGCAUUAUACCUCCAAAAUGUCUAUGGAUACAAUAUUUUGGGGGUAUUUCACACUAGUGGAAAAUCCCACUACAUCUUGGGAUCGGCACUAAUGAGAGGUUUAGCUGAGGCUGGACACAAUGUAACAAUUGUUGCAGCAUAUAAGCAAGCUGAACCAGUGGAAAAUAUGCGUGAAAUCGUAAUUUCUAUGCCACCUGCUGAUUCUUUUAGUAAAAUACUGUACAAUAUUAAGGGAAAAUCGACAUAUCAACAGUUCGAAGAUGUAGUCACAUUUGGGAUAAUGUUUACGAAUGAUACCCUAAAUGAUCCGAAUAUGCAGAAGUUGAUGAGGAGCGGAGAAAAGUUUGAUGUAGUAAUUGCGGAGAUUUUCUACUCGGAAAGCCUCUUGGGGCUUGGUAAAUUAUUCGAUGCUCACAUGAUUGGAUUUUCGACUUUUGGAGCUGCUAAAUCAUCCCUUGAUCUCAAUGGUUCACCUUCUCCACUCUCCUAUGUACCUCACUUCCAAUUAAAUUAUCCAGAUCAAAUGAAUUUUUGUCAACGACUAGCAAACACAUUAUAUACGGCAUCGGAAAAUAUUUUUAUGCAUCUUCAGUACGAUCAUAGGCAGGAAGCGGUUUACAACAAUCACUUUGCCGACCCAAAGCCAAAGCUGGAUGAUUUGAGAAAAUCACUUCCUCUGGUUCUACUCAAUUCUCACUUUUCAAUGAGCUAUCCACGACCUAAUCUACCAAAUUUAGUUGAUAUAGGAGGAUUUCACAUCAACAAAAAACGCAAGCCUUUAUCCAAAGAUUUGCAGGAAUUCUUAGACACAGCACCUAAUGGUGUUAUCUACUUUUCAAUGGGAUCAACUCUCAAAGGUGCCGAUCUUCCUUCGGAUAAAAGGGAUGCCCUGCUGAGAGUCUUUAGGCGUCUUCCAGUGAGAGUGAUGUGGAAAUGGGAAGAUGAUGCCCUGCCGGGAAAACCAGAAAAUGUUCUCAUUCGAAAAUGGUUCCCACAGGAUGACAUCCUGGCACAUCCUAAAGUUAGAUUCUUCAUCACUCACGGAGGUCUUCUCAGCACAAUGGAGGCAACCUAUCAUGGCGUUCCUGUUCUUGGAAUCCCAAUUUUUGGUGAUCAAGGCAUGAAUAUGGGAAAGACUCAAGCAGCUGGAUAUGGGAUUACCAUAGAAUUCACAAACUUAACUGAACAAUCCAUAUCCUGGGCCAUUAAUGAGAUGCUCACAAAUACAAAAUAUUCCGAAAGAGCUAAAACAAUUUCUGCUCGUUUCCGAGAUCAGCCUGAAGAUCCAAUGAGUCGUGCUGUCUAUUGGAUAGAGUACGUUGCACGUCAUCAAGGGGCUAAGCAUUUAAUUUCAGGAGGACAGGAGUUAAAUUUUAUUCAGUAUCACAACUUGGAUGUUUUUGGAUUCCUGCUCUUAAUUCCUUUCUUGGUUAUUAUAAGUAUUACGUGGUUUUUGAGAAAAUGUCUGAAGAAAUCGCUAAAGAAUGACUUAAAGAAGAAAUACAAACUGAAAAACACAUAUAACAGUGAAAGUUGUCUCAACAUUGGAUUGAGAAGACGUUUUACUUGUUUUAGUUCUCGAAACCGGCGUGUAGUCAAAAUGAAACUCAUUAUUGGCUUAAUUUGUGUGAUUUCUGUGCUGAAUGUUGAAAAUGCUUCCGGUUACAACAUACUCGGAAUUUUUCACACAGGCGGAAAAUCGCAUUAUAUUUUAGCCACAGCAUUGAUGAAAGAAUUAGCAUCACAGGGGCACAAUGUAACCAUCGUAGCUCCUUACAAACUCCCUAAACCAGUUGAAAAUUUGCGUGAAAUUGUACUAGAAGUACCACCAGUUAAUAUCUUCAGCAAACUGCUUUAUCAGCAGACUAAUAAUUCAAUUUUUCAACAACUCGACGAUGUAAUAUCUUUUGGAAUAAAUUUUACAAAUGACGCUUUGAAUGAUCGGAACAUGAUAAACCUCAUGAGGAGUGGGGAAACAUUUGAUGUCCUAAUUGUGGAGCUAUUCUUAUCAGAAUCACUCCUUGGUCUUGGAAAAGUUUUCAAUGCACCAAUGAUUGGGUUUUGCAGCUUUGGGGCUUCAAAGUGGACAACUGAUCUCAAUGGAUCACCUUCUCCACUCUCCUAUGUACCCCACAACCAAUUUACCUUUAGCGAUCGAAUGACCUUUUCUCAGCGUUUUGCCAAUACUCUCAUUUCAAUCUUCGAAAAGACUUUCAUGGACUUUUACUACAAUCACCAACAGGAAGCCCUCUAUAACAAGCAUUUCCCUGAUCCUAAACCAAAAUUGGAUGAUUUGAAAAGGACAUCGCUUUCGGCUAUUCUUCUCAAUUCACAUUUUUCAAUGAGCUAUCCACGACCUAAUCUGCCAAAUUACAUUGAAAUUGGAGGAUUUCACAUCAAUAAAAAAUCAAAACCACUGCCAAAGGACUUAGAGGAAUUCCUGGAUACUGCACCGAAUGGUGUCAUCUACUUCUCAAUGGGAUCAAACUUGAAGAGUGCAGAUCUACCUGUUGAGAAGAGGGAUGCUCUUCUGAGAGUCUUUGGGCGUCUUCCAGUAAGAGUAUUGUGGAAAUGGGAAGAUGAUGCCCUGCCGGGAAAACCAGAAAAUGUUCUCAUUCGAAAGUGGUUCCCGCAGGAUGACAUUCUGGCACAUCCUAAAGUUAGAUUCUUCAUCACUCACGGAGGUCUUCUCAGCACAAUGGAGGCAACCUAUCAUGGUGUUCCUGUUCUUGGAAUCCCAAUUUUUGGUGAUCAAGGCAUGAAUAUGGGAAAGACUCAGGCAGCUGGAUAUGGAAUUACCAUAGAAUUCACAAACUUAACCGAACAAUCCAUAUCUUGGGCCAUUAAUGAGAUGCUCACGAAUACAAAAUAUUCCGAAAGAGCUAAAACAAUUUCUGCUCGUUUCCGUGAUCAGCCAGAAGAUCCAAUGAGUCGGGCUGUCUAUUGGAUAGAAUACGUUGCACGACAUCAAGGGGCUAAGCAUUUAAUUUCAGGAGGACAGGAGUUAAAUUUUAUUCAGUAUCACAACUUGGAUGUCUUUGCAUUAUUACUAUUAAUUCCAAUUCUAAUUAUAUUGGGAAUCAGACUGCUAUGUAAAAAGUUAUGUAUGAAAUCUUCUCAAAAAGACUUAAAAAAGAAAUAUAAUUAAUUGAGAACUCUGGUGAAAUUCUUUUUAAAGAAAAUGUAAUAUAAUGAUAAUGGCCUAAUUUUACAUAAUUCAUGCUUAUGCCUUCUAAAAAUAAAAACAAACAUAUU
This is a messenger RNA of Lutzomyia longipalpis, 3326 nucleotides long. RefSeq lists its product as uncharacterized. The record is from RefSeq and is a predicted model, not a curated record. The transcript is spliced from 9 exons. NCBI's taxonomy places the organism in Eukaryota, Metazoa, Arthropoda, Insecta, Diptera, Psychodidae. Bases 46 to 3219 code for a protein of 1057 amino acids. Gene Ontology annotation, molecular function: UDP-glycosyltransferase activity.